UGAACAGCCACGUCUUUUGUAAUUAAAAGAUCUAUUAAGACAAAUAAUUUCGUCGAGAAUUGAUUUUAAAUGAUUGCCGUCAGGAUUGGCUUGGGUAUCCUGUGCAACUUGUAACGAAGCAGCACUUUUAAUACAGGUGUGUGUUUGUUGCACCUCAGCAUGGCUGUGGUCAUCCGUUUGCAGGGUCUCCCCAUUGUGGCUGGGACCAUGGACAUACGACAUUUCUUCUCUGGAUUGACCAUCCCAGAUGGUGGUGUGCAUAUUGUAGGGGGCGAACAUGGUGAGGCUUUUAUCGUGUUCGCCACAGAUGAAGAUGCAAGGCUUGGGAUGAUGCGCACAGGGGGGGCAAUCAAGGGCUCCAAGGUGUCUCUGUUACUGAGUAGCAAAACCGAAAUGCAAAACAUGAUUGAGCUGAGUCGUAGGCGUUUUGAAUCUGGAAGUGCAGAGGUUGCCACAGGAAAUGGCAGUAGGCCAGGUCCACCGGUCAGCACAGGUGGAAGUGGAAGAGGCAACUUGUCAACCACUGCACAAAGCUUUAGCAAUACAACUGCAACUACAUCCACUACAGCAGUCUCGGCACACGAGUCUGCCAGCAACAAAACUGUCCCUACAUUUUCAACCACUACCAUGGGAAGCAUGCCCCCAAACUUUAAUAAUUUCAGUAGCCCAAAUCUUAGCUUGGGGUCCACUAUGACAACUGCUAUGUCAUCCAUGAACUCUGUACCUCCCCCUAUACCUCCUCUGCCCACCAUGCCAACUUUGCCUCCGAUGCCCCCCAUGCCAGUACCACCGCCAGUAUCCACACUGCCUCCAAUGCCAGCUGUUAAUCCCCUAACGUCAGUGCCUCCGGUCCCUCCCAUUUCACACAUGCCACAUCUGUCUGCCCUUCCUCCAUUUAACCCAGGUGUCCCUCCUCCAGUUGGAGUUGGUAGUUUAGCUUCUGGUCCAUUGUCUCUCGGAAAUCCAAAUUCGAUGUUCCUAAAUCCCCUGAACCCGCUAAACCCCCUCAACCUUCAACAUAAUUUUAAAUCAGCACCAACAAACCCAGAUGAGUUGUAUGUUUAUCUACAUGGGCUUCCUUUUUCAGUCAAUGAAGGUGAAGUUAGAGAUUUUUUUCAGGGACUUGGUCUCGAAUCAGUUCGUUUGCUUAAAGACAACUUGGGAAGAAACAAUGGCAGGGCAUUGGUAAAAUUCUACUCGCCUCAAGAUUCUUAUGAGGCUUUGAAAAGGCAUUCAGGAAUGAUAGGGCAAAGAUUUGUUCAAAUUUCUCCGGCUACAGAGAGACACUGGAGAGAAAGCGCAAACAUGGUAAAUGCCAAAGCAGCUAGUGACGCAGAAUUUAAUAGACAUCGUCGCGGAAGUACCAACUCGUCUUCGCCCUCCGGCCGGGAACGAGCUAGGUCUCGUUCCCCCCAUAACUCCGAGUACUGUGUGUAUUUGAAAGGACUCCCGUAUGAGGCAGAGAACAAGCAGAUCUUUGAGUUUUUCAAAAAUCUUGAGAUAGUUGAAGACAGCAUUUACAUUGCAUAUGGACCCAAUGGCAGGGCAACUGGUGAGGGAUUUCUGGAGUUCAGAAAUGAAAAUGACUACAAAGUUGCCCUCGGAUGCCACAUGCAGUACAUGGGUAGUCGAUUUAUACAGGUGCACCCCAUUACAAAGAAAAACAUGUAUGAAAAGAUAGAUGGCAUUCGUAAACGAUUGCAGGGCGAUCACAAAGGCUCGGAAGGAGGAAAAAAUUCUAAGAUUUGCGCUCACAUAACAAACAUCCCAUAUAACGUGACAAAAAAAGAUGUCCGUCUGUUUCUUGAUGGUAUUCAGCUGUUUGAAGAAAGUCUUAAGGUGCUAGUUGACGCUAAUGGUAAUGGUCUUGGUCAGGCUAUUGUGCAGUUUAAGUCUGAAGAUGAUGCACUUAAAGCUGAGAGACUGCAUAGGCAGAAAUUAAAUGGCAGAGAUGCUUUUGUGCAUUUAAUAACUUGUGACCAGAUGAAAGAGGUUGAGAGAAAUCCUCCUUCACAGUCUAAAAGAGGACAGAAAUCCCAAGGCAAUUCCCACGCUCAUGCACACCUACAGGCCCCGCCCCAAGUUCUACAACCCCCACAUGCUUUUCCAGGUAUGACAGCCGACGAGUUCGGCUUUCUCAGAAAUGCUGUCGGAACGUUUGCCAACGGUCCCCCAUUCGUAAACCCUUUCGCAGCCCCAGGUAACGGACUAGCAGGUCCACCACCUUUGCCGCCACUUGGUGCAGCCUUGGGCGACGUCUCGCUUACUGUUCCCUUACCAAGUCCUGUUUUAGAGCACCCUGGUUUCAGACCUGGUGGCAAUGGUGUGCCAACUGGCUUUGUUGGUGCACCAGAGGCCUUAAGGGGUAUGCCGCCUUUUGAUAACGGAUCUUCGCGUAAAUCUGCAGGCCAAAAUCGUGGCGGGAACCAAGGUCAAAGGCCAGCCUCCGAAAACCUUAGAGGACCAUCCAGCGGUGGUCCAGGUAAUUCACGGCCUACUAUUGUCAAAAUUCAAAACAUGCCCUUCACUGUCACAGUUGAUGAGAUUAUAGAUUUCUUUUAUGGCUAUCAAGUGCUGCCUGGUUCUGUCUGUUUACAAUUUAAUGAGAAAGGUUUGCCCACUGGGGAAGCAAUGGUUGCUUUUGACUCCCACGAUGAAGCAACGGCUGCUGUUAUGGACCUAAAUGAUAGGCCCAUUGGGGCGAGGAAAGUCAAGAUUACUUUGGGGUGAAAAACAUCCUUUGAUGCAGUUUUCUAAAUAUCUGCUCGAGUUGUUUUUAUGCACAAAAAAAGAAACUGACCAGUAUUAGAUUUUUUUCCUGGAUAUGUACAAGAUUGUGGACGUUACAUGAUGCAUGAUACAACUGAGUCCAAUGUUUCUUUUAAAUGCCUAUAACAGCUUUGUGAUAAAGACUUCAAGCAAAUCAUGAGUUAACUUAUUACACAUCUGCUAACCUGAAAUGUGGCGUCUUUGUAGUAGUAGUAGUAGUAGUAGAGGCUAUAAGCUAUGCUGGUGCAUAUAAGUUGGCAAGUAUGCUUAACUCUGAGAAUUUCUUUUGUGUAUCUGCUCAUGUUUGAACAUUUUACUCUAUACAAUGUUUCAUCGUGCUGCAUCCAUGCAUUUUCUUCUGAUGUACAAACCAAGUGCUGCCAAGCAUUUUGUGCAUAUCCACACUUCAUUUAAAAUGUUUGCUCUCUGCUUAAAGUUUUAUUCUCUGUCAAUAAAAUGCAAAUGUUAGUGUUUUCUGAAUAUCUGUUGCUGUCACACCGCUGAGAUGCCAAACCAAUUCUUUACUGUAAAUACUAAGCGGGUUCAUCAAGCAAACGCGGCAUUGUAAUGUUAUGUAUAUGAACGCAUUUUACUGUCUUUGCUUUGCUCUCUUCACAAUGUGUGCUGUGGUGUUUAAUACGUUUUCUUCCUUUUUUUUGGAUGCUUGGUUUUUUUAGUGUUGCCGAAUCGGAUGAGUUGUUAUUAGUUUAUUUUGACUUUCCAGCGCUUGUUUCCUUGUAAAUACUUUCCAGCUGAACUAUUUUGUCAAUAAAAUGCCAUUCCUGAAACGAUGACACUUCAAGAUAUUGUGUUCUCUCCUGUCCACGUUUUUUCUUUGUUCACAUAUGAACAAUAAAAAUGUUUUGCUGCGACUUUGUUGUUUCCCAUCUUGAACUGCAUGUUUCAAAUGUUUCCAUUAGAAUUUUUUAUUACAGAGAUCCUCAACAAAAAAGUGCUGAUGUGACUCAAUAUAGCUCUAAUUGUUUGCCUGUUGCAUUAGGAUGACACGACUUGAUUUAAAAUGUAAAAACGUUUGUCCUAAGGCUUUCUUAGAUUGCAUUGUCUAUUUUUGAGAUGAGAUUAAAGCAAUUAAAGGGAAAGUUCUCCCAAAUAUGAAAAUUCUGUCAUUAUUUAAACACCAUCAGUUUGUUGUAAACCUGUAUCAGUUUCUGUGUUUUUCUAAACAGAAAGGAAGAUUUUUGUAAUCAAGCAGAAAACAUAAGCACCAUUGGCUUCCAUGGUAGAAAAGAAAAGUACUAAGUCAAUGGUGCCUAAAAUUGGUUUGGUUACAAACAUUGCUCAAAAUAUCUUCCUUUGUGUUCAGCAGAACAAAAAAUUAUUUUAUAUACAGGUUUUGAUCAACUUAAGGGUGCAAAUGAUGAAAGAAUUUUCAUUUUUGGGUGAACUAUCUCUUAAAUAAUGUUUCAUGCUGUACUGCUUUCACAGAUAAAUAUGUCUGUCAAUGUUGAUAUAGUUAUGGUCUUUGAAGUGGAGAGGCUUAAAUUACAUUUAAUUAUGGAUUUAAGUUACUCUGCACAGCAUAAAUCUUGUUAUUUAUAAAACAUUAUUCAAAAUCAUAAGUUUUAUAGAUCUAUAAUAGAUUAAAUGCUCCAGUUGUACCACUGGUGUCUGUAUGCACAUGAGACAUUUAAAAAGGCACAUAUUUUGAAUUGGCUUGUGUUAUUACUUGGUCCUGAUUUUAUUUUAUUAUUGAAGCAAUUCUCAUGAAGACUACAUUAACAAGAUGUGUUUUGGCUAUGGACGCUAUGCAGUGGUAUGUCGUAUAAAAGUUUGAUCAAAUAGUACAUGCGUAUCAUUUCAGUUUAGGUUUUCACCUCAUUGUUUUUCAAAGCUAUUUGCACUUCCUCUAUGUAUUUUUAUCAAAGUGAGUCAUUUGGGAUUGCCUUAAAAUGCUCUUUUUCAAAGCUUUGGAUUUUUUCUUGCACUGGGCCUGUUUUGAUGCGCACAAGUUUGUGAUGUUUCUGUUUGGGUUAAGCUUUUGUACUUUUUGUGAAGUGUUUUGAACUCUGAAAACACAAGAGGGGUGCCUUCUAUGUUCUCAAGCUUUGUUGACUAGCUUUUAUAUAUUAAUUGUGCCUUUUUUGAUGCUGAGACUUGAUUCCUGAUGUUGUUCAGGUAAGUUCUACUCAGAGCUUAGAAGUUUAUACCAAAUUUAUUAGUUGUACCACUUUUUUAAGUGUUGUGUGAAAAAUAUAUAUUUUGGCGAUUUUGAUCAUCUGUGUUUGAUGAGUAAGUAAUAGGAUAGGAUAGGAUAAUAAUUGUCAUAAACAAUAAGUGAAUUCUUUAUAUUAUUCAAGACUAUUAUAUAGAUUUUUAAAUCUUAAACGUUGUGCAGUUUUAUGCUGGUAUGAUACAAUAUAUUUGCAUUUUAAUCCCAGUAACAGGCCUGGGUUUACAGGCAGGGCUUAGAUUUAAGCCUUAGUUAAAUAAGACAUAAGUAGUUUUUUUUUAUAUAAAUGUGCCUUAGAAACUGAAGAUUACUGGUGUGCAUCUUUAGGAAAAAAAUUGUUUUGAUAUGUUUUAAGGUAUGUCAGUGCAAGUUGUUUUCAGUUAAGACCGCUCAAACAUACAUUUUGGUCUGGGAUUAAGCCUGUGUGUGACUGAAUCAUUAACGCUGACGUGAAAGUGUUGGAUCUGGCAAAGCAAUGUACUUUUAAAUACAUACAGAAGGAUGUAUAUUUUCAAUAGUUAUUCCGUAUAAUUUUGAAAAGCAGCUUUUACUCUAAAACGACGGCAGAGCCCGUUAAACAAGGUACAAUAGUCAUAUAGAAACGCACACUCGUUUAUUAUCCGGAUACUAAUGACUUUGUUAUGAAACCUGUAUUGCCAUGGAGACAUAGCGGUGAUGAUUCAAACGGCGCUGUGGUUUCAGUUGAAUGAUUGACACUUGCAUACGUCAGGUUAUGGUUUAACCAGUCAGGACUAGUCAGUGUGCUGUAGAGCUAGAGAACAAAGAUUUACGUUACCUCACAUACAUAAAGCUCCUAGUUGUUUGUACUAUUGGGCGUCUGAAUAUGAAUUAUGUAUGACUACAAUGAAACUAGUUUAUCAGCUCAUGCAGCCAUUAAAAAGCUAUUAUUAAACGGGUAUUUUUGUAUGAUAUACAUUUUGUAAACACGUAAGUUACACCUGUAUCAUUGCACGCUUCAAAAUGCCCUCCCGGCUACAAAUGACUUUCGUUUCAUAAGUUUACUGUGCAGGUCUGCUGGCCUUUGAUUUCGCAUUGACGGUCGGUUUACAAAGCAAAACUGUUUUUUAGGUUUCUUUAUGUAUUAAAUGUCUUAUGGGAUGGACUGCGAUGUCUUAUGUGCAUGUGUAUCUGCCGCCAUGUGUGUGGAAUUGAAUCUUACUGAAUGGGUUGGGUUGGUUGCAUACGCUGUGUUCUGCCCUGCGGGGCUUGUACUGUGAUUGCCAAGCGCUUGACCAAUGGUUGCGCAGUACAGCUGGUGCUUUGACCAAUAGCGUUGCAC
Messenger RNA from Paramisgurnus dabryanus, 6260 nucleotides. Lineage: Eukaryota; Metazoa; Chordata; Actinopteri; Cypriniformes; Cobitidae. The record is from RefSeq and is a predicted model, not a curated record.